Molecule: messenger RNA, 3458 nt
Organism: Melozone crissalis (California towhee)
Lineage: Eukaryota; Metazoa; Chordata; Aves; Passeriformes; Passerellidae
Gene: PIK3R5
Product: phosphoinositide-3-kinase regulatory subunit 5
Exons: 19
Coding region: 71-2719 (882 amino acids)
Biological process (GO): positive regulation of MAP kinase activity; G protein-coupled receptor signaling pathway
Cellular component (GO): phosphatidylinositol 3-kinase complex, class IB
Molecular function (GO): 1-phosphatidylinositol-3-kinase regulator activity
Source: RefSeq, a predicted model, not a curated record
GAGCCCGGCGGGGCCGGCGAGGAUGGGCACGGAGCCCCGGCGGCAGCCGCCCCGCAGGAGAUGAGUUAAAAUGCAGCAUACCACGUGCACAGAGGACAGGAUCCACCACGCGCUGGAGCGGUGCCUGCAUGGGCUGGGCAGGGACGCUGUGGCCAGCAGAUGGGCUGCCGGGCUGUGCCUGAACUGCUGGAGCCUGCAGGAGCUGGUGAGCCGGGACGCUGGUAACUACCUCAUCCUGGUGGAGAAGAUCCUGGGCAAGACCAAGGAGGUGCAGGACAGGUGUGACUACGACCUGGUGACGCCCCUGGCCCUGCUCUUCUACUCGGCCGUGCUCUGUGCUCCUCACCUCCCCCCCGGCUCUGAGCUGCUGCUGAAAGCCGCCAGUGUCUACCACGGCUUCCUGACCUGGCCCGUGCCCUACUGCGACACCUCCCGGGAGCUGCUCACCUUCAUCAGCAACGAGCUCAAGGCGCCAGGGAUCACCUUCCAGAGGCUGGUGAGGACGGAGCAGGGGCUGCCUGUGAAGAACUACCAGAGCUCCACGGUGACGGUGCUGCUGCUGAACCACUCAGAGGUGCAGAGCGAGUUCGUGUCCAUCGCCCGCAGGCUGAGCUCCAGCGAGCCCGCCCAGCACUCCACGCUGCUGCUGCUGCUCCAGCACCUCUACCAGGCCACCUUCGGCACCCGCUGCGACCUGGACGGGCUGGGCCGGCUGCUCAAGUCCAAGCCCCUGGAGGAGCUCUCGGAGCUCUACGCCAGCGCUGCCGAUGCUCAGGAGGCGGCGGCCGCCAGUCCCGACCCCGCGCUGGCCCGGGAGCGGCUCCAGGCCGUGCUGCGCGACCUCGCCGGGGCCGCCUCCCUCCCUGAUAUUGCAGGCGAGGCCCAGCCCCGCAAGCUGCAGCCCUUCCCCAUUCCCCCCGCCCGCUGCUACACCUACAGCUGGGACCAGGACAACUUCGACAUCCUCAACGAUGUCCUCAGCAAGGAGUGCAGCAUUGCCGAGCCCCUGGCCUCGGAGAACGAGGAGGAGGAUGAGGACGAGGAGGAGGAGGAUGUGGAGACGGACGGCGGCUCCCCGGGGCAGGACUCGCUGCUGGCGCCGCUCUGUGCCCUCCCCGGUGACUCCGUGUACUCCGUGCUGGCCGAGGAGGGCUCCAGGCCCCCGCGGGUGUCCCUGUUCGCCUCCCCCAAGGAGUCCCUCUCGGAGCUGACCGUGGUCUCCAGGAAGUCCCUCAAGUCCUUCGUGUCCAGCCUGAAGGACUGCAUGGACAGCGGCUACGCCGAGGACAGCGACGAGAGCUCCGUGGAGGCGGCGGGCCGGCCCGAGCUGCCCAAGCAGCGGCAGUCGCUGACCAACCGGCUCUACAGACUGCUCAAGAGCAAGGGCCAGCAGCUGGUGCAGCGCCGGGAGUGCCCGGGGCCGUGCUCGCUCCCGCUGCGCCGCGCCGAGAGCCUGUGCGCGCCCCCGGCGCAGCCGCGCGUCCCCGCGCGCUCCCGCCGCGCGCUCUCGCUGCCGCAGCACGGCCCGGCCCGGCACGGCCCCGCCCCGCUCGGGGCCCGGCCCCUGGGGCUGCCCCGCCGCCCCUUCCUCAGCUGCGACGAGGAGGAGAGCAAGGCGGGCACGCUGCGCGUGGUGGUGUUCGGCUCGGACCGCAUCUCGGGCAAGGUGGCCCGCGCCUACAGCCGCCUCAGGCUCCAGGAGAGCUCCUGCCCCUCCCUCACACGGUACUUCAGGCUGCAGUUCUUCUACGUGCCCGUCAAGAGGAGCUGCGCGGCUCCAUCGACCCCGCAGAUGCAUCCUCAUCAUCAUCCUCAUCCUCAUCACCACCUCUCGGCGUCCCCGGGGGAGCCCCCGCCCCGGGCACAGGACCCCUCCUCAGCCGGGACAGAGAGCAGCACCAACGAUAUCUCCCACUACCUCGGCCUGCUGGACCCCUGGUACGAGCGCAACGUGCUGGGGCUGAUGAGCCUGCCCAUGGGCGUCCUGUGCCAGUGUGCCAAGCCCGAGGCUGAGCCCCAGGAGGAUGCCCAGGAGCAGCUGCCUAUCCUGGCAGACAUGAUCCUCUACUACUGCCGCUUUGCCUCGCGCCCCGUGCUGCUGCAGCUCUACCAGACCGAGCUCACCUUCAUCGGGGGCGAGAAGAGGACCGAGGUCUUCAUCCACUCCCUGGAGCUGGGGCACUCAGCAGCCACCAGGGCCAUCAAGGCCUCAGGUCCAGGCAGCAAGAGGCUGGGAAUAGAUGGAGAUAGGGAAGCAAUCCCACUGACACUACAGAUUGCAUACAGCAAGACAGCUGCCAGUGGCAGGAGUCACUGGAACGAUGUGGAGAAGGUCUGCACAUCUGUCAACCUCAGCAAGGCCUGCAGGAGGCACGAGGAGCUCGCCUCCAAGACAGAAUGUCUCAACCUCACCGUGACUGAGGUGGUCAAGAGGCAGAACUCCAAAUCCAAGAAGAGUUUCAAUCAGAUCAGCGUGUCCCAGAUCAAAGUGGACAAGGUCCAGAUCAUCGGGGUGCAGUCCUCCUUUGCCGUGUGCCUGGACCAGGACGAGCAGAAGAUCCUGCAGAGCGUCACCAGGUGUGAGAUCUCCGUGUGCUACAAGCCCAGGGACUGCGACCCCCUGGCACCGAGGGGCUCCCCCGAGGCUCCCCAGGACCCCUCUGAGUUCCAGUCCCUGCUGUGUUUGCCCAUUGCCACCUUCAGCGGGGCACUGCCCUAGAGGAGCCGUGUCCCUGCAGGGCAGACUGUGCCACACCAGCCCAGGCUCAGGAGAAGGAAAGGACACCCAGCCCAGCUGGUCCCCAAGCUGCUGCAGCUGCAGAGUCGCUGAGGGGGCUGAGCUGCUGCUCCAGGCUCCUGCAGUGCUGUCACUGUGGUGUCGCCGUGGGGGCUGAGCUGCUGCUCCAGGCUCAGCCCCUCCUCGGGAAAUUGGAUCAAUCCUUGUGCUCUGCUGUCCCUGGGGGUUCCUCAGGAGGUUCCUGUGGGUCAGCAGAUCCAGCACCUGCUGGGAGGGCAGGGCAAGGACAGGGAUAUUCCCUGCCAGGUGGGGUGUGGGGAAGGGUGAGCUCAUGGGGAUAUUUGGGGAGAGGAACAUCCUCAGCUCAGUGGUGUCGGGUGUCCGUCAGUGCAGGGCAAUUACAGAGCCCUGGUAUUGGUGAAAUGACCCCUGUCCUGCUGGUGUUUCACCUGUCACACGGCGAGGAUGCUCAGGACAGUUUCCUGGGAUGGGGACAGGUUUCUCAAGGCUUCCCUUCCCGUCUGGAGGUGGGGUGUCCUGCAGGGACGCAGAGCAGGGAUCCUGCAGUGUGGGAUCCCAGGGAACUGAGUGCAACAGGUCAUGCCAGGGCAAGGACAGCUGCUGGUGGGUCCAUGUGUUUCCUGUGCCCCCAGGAGAGGAAUUCCCAGUUCCUGCAGGGUUCCAGCGCUGAGCUGUACUCCUCUGGUCGUGCAUCCUGCUC